Messenger RNA from Daktulosphaira vitifoliae (grape phylloxera), 1607 nucleotides. RefSeq lists its product as uncharacterized. Lineage: Eukaryota; Metazoa; Arthropoda; Insecta; Hemiptera; Phylloxeridae. The transcript is spliced from 2 exons. Gene Ontology annotation, cellular component: perinuclear region of cytoplasm; nucleus; cytosol. Bases 23 to 1474 code for a protein of 483 amino acids. Gene Ontology annotation, molecular function: small GTPase binding; GTPase activator activity. The record is from RefSeq and is a predicted model, not a curated record. Gene Ontology annotation, biological process: nucleocytoplasmic transport; activation of GTPase activity.
CAAAUAUUAAGAUUAAUUUAAGAUGUGGAUACCUCAUACAAUACCAAAAACAACGUUUAAUUUAUUUUGUCCAGCAAACGAGGUAAUGUUAUUACCUAAUGAAAUUGGACGUGCAAUAAAAUCUGAUGAUUUCAGUUGGGCAAAUCAAAUGCCGAAGGCUUUAAAAUAUAUGUGUUUGGAUUCUAUUUCAGAAAAUUUUCAAAAAUUUCCAAAAGAUCUUUUUAAAAAAAUUAAUUUAAUGAACACAGUGUAUUUGUCUGAAAAGCUUCCUACGAGUUUAUCGUUAGUGCUAGUCAUACAUGUACCGGAUGGUGAAUAUUGGAAACGCCGAUGCAAUGAUUUUUGGCCGAACUUCAGUGAACUUCAUAAUAACAGCGUAGAAUCAUUUAAAGUCGCAUUCAUAAGUGAAUACGUAUCACAGACAAUCGAGAACUUAGUUCCAGGAUAUGUAGACAAACAGGAGCUGACCGAAAUAUUAUUAAUUUGUAAUCCUUAUAUAACGACUUUGAAUUGCAAAAAACUAUGCAUUCCAGGAUCGUUAUUGCAUGAAAUGGAUAUAGCAGAAAGUGGUGAACUUCCUGAAGAUCCAGUACAUGUUGAGUUAGAUUUUAUAUUGCAUCAUUUACCUAGGUUGCGGGAAGUGAAGCUAGUUUAUGGAAUGAAAUCUUGCAUUGAAGAGGAUUAUACGCCAGAUCAAUUUAAGUUUAAUAUUAAAGAUAUGGACACUCUCGGCCAAGGCCUUGUAACAUUGCCUUAUUUGUCGAGCUUAUCUAUUGUUAAAAGUGCUUUGGAUGUAAUAAAAUUCAAUAGGUUGUCGUUAUAUUUAUCAAACUGUCAUUUGUUAGAGCACUUAGAUUUUUCAUACUGUUUACUUGAAACAUUAGCAGCAAAAUCAAUAUCAAAUUUUAUAAAGUUUGCAAAAAUGUUGAAAUCUAUAAAUUUAUUUUGUAAUGAUAUUGGACCCGAAGGCGCUGAAGCUUUAGCAUAUGUCGCUUUAUGGAGAGGGCAAAAUUAUUUACCAAAUUUGGAUUUAAACUUAGGUAUGAAUAAAAUUUGUGACUUGGGUGCUCAAUAUUUAGCAUCUGCUAUAGCAUCAGGUGUACAACCUUUUAGUGCACUUCGAAUAAGUAAUUGCAUGAUAACACAAAAUGGAGGUUUAAAAAUCAUUGAAUCAAUUCAAUAUGACCAAGGUUUGAAAAUUUUACAGUUAGACAACAACUUUAUAGGACUAAAAGCCGGUGUAGAAUUACAUAAAAUACUUAUUCGAAAUACGAAUAUUGAAUAUUUAUCUACUUAUAACUGUGGGUUAACAAUUAAAUUACAAAAAUUUCUUGCUAAGGUAGCUUUUUAUAAUAAAUACAAGAAACGUUCAAUACUAGAUUAUACAAAUAUUGAAGAACUAAUUAAAACCGAAACUGAAUCUAAAGAAAGUGUCCAUCAAAUAAACCAAUUUGAAGAGGACACCAAAACUUAAUGAAUUUUAUUUGUUAAAUGAUAUUAUUUAAAACUUUUGUAAUGUAAAGAAAUUGAAAUUAAAUUAAUAAUCAGAACAGAAAUAUCAUUAAAAUAUCUACUUUUUUAUUGUAAAUAUUUUUAUUGCUUUCAGA